GGAAGUCCGUCGAGAUUCCGGUGCGGGUUCCUGGACUUUCCGAGGUGUGUGUUGACUUCCUGGAGGGACGGGCGGACUUGAGUCACCGCACUGGAAAGAGCGAGCGUCUCACGUGAACGUUUGCGGCGCGCGGGGAACGCCGACGUUCCCCAGCGGAGUCCAUCCCAAGGCCGGUCUGCUCUGGCAGGAUGGCGGCUUUAGUUUCUGUGAUGGUCUGAUACUGCGGCGGCUUACCAUGGCCCUGCGGGCAGUGUGGCUCGUCCGUCACGAGCCAGGAACUCCGCUCGGUGGCACCGUCAGGUUCUCCAGACGAUACCCUACUGUUGAAAAGCGAGCCAAAAUCUUCAAUGGAGUGAGUUAUGUUCCUGUACCCGAAGAUGGUCCCUUCCUGAAGGCAUUACUCUUCCAACUGAGAUUAUCGGGUGAUGAUAAAGACUUCGUGGAGAGGCGUGAUAGCUGCUCACACACCAACAAAUCACCCGUCUAUGGACUUUCAGUAGGCGGUGAAGAACUCUGGCCAGUCAUUGCUUUUCUGAGGAACGAUAUGAUUUAUGCAAGUGUUCCACUGGUUGAACAAGCUCUAUCCCCCCGCCCAUCUGUAGUUAGUGUUAGUGGAGUCUCACAAGGCUUGGAACUGCUUUUCGGGAUACAGGAUUUUCUUUACUCCUCAAGUCAGAAAAGUGACACAGACCUAAACACAAAGUUGAGUCAGUUGCCUGACCUGCUUCUGCAGGCUUGUCCUUUGGGUACUCUGUUGGACACUAACUUGCAGAAUUCACUGAAUAGUACUAAUUUCUCAUCUGUGACUCAGCCACACAAACAGCCAGCAUGGAAAGUUGGAGCAUACAAAGGAAAGCCUCAGAUUUCUAUUUCUAUCACUGAAAAAGUGCAGUGCAUGCAGUAUGGUAAACAGGACGCAGCGGACACGUGGCAAGUUGUUGGGACAGUCACUUGCAAGUGUGACUUGGAAGGAAUCAUGCCAAAUGUUACCAUCAGCUUGAAUCUCCCCACCAAUGGAUCUCCACUUCAAGAUAUUAUCGUUCAUCCUUGUGUGACUUCUCUUGAUUCAGCCAUUCUGACCGCUAGUAGCAUUGAUACAAUGGACGAUUCUGCGUUUAGUGGGCCUUAUAAAUUCCCGUUCUCUCCGCCUUUAGAGUCAUUCAGCUUAUGCCACUACACUUCUCCGGUCCCUGUCCCACCAAUAUUGGGUUCUUAUCACAUGAAAGAAGAAGAAGUACAACUGAAAAUAACAGUUAAUUUAAAACUUCAUGAAAGUGUAAAAAAUAAUUUUGAAAUCUGUGAGGCUCAUAUACCUUUUUACAACAGAGGUCCGAUUACCCAUUUGGAAUACAAAGUUAGUUUUGGUCAACUUGAAGUAUAUCGAGAAAAAAGUUUAUUGGUCUGGAUUAUUGGCCAGAAGUUCCCCAAAUCAAUGGAAAUUAGUCUUUCUGGAACUCUAACAUUUGGCGCCAAGGGCCAUAACAAGCAGCCAUUUGAUCACAUUUGCAUUGGAAAUACAGCAUAUGUAAAGCUUCAUUUUAGGAUCUCAGAUUAUACACUCACUGGAUGUUAUGCCGAUCAGCAUUCAGUUCAAGUUUUUGCAUCAGGAAAACCAAAAAUAAGUGCAUAUCGGAAACUAAUUUCUUCUGACUAUUACAUCUGGAAUUCUGAAGCUCCUGCUCCAGUAACAUAUGCGUCAUUGUUGCCAUGAUUUUCUCAUGGGAUUUAUUUAUUUCUUCAAAUGGGAUUUAUGUGAUGUAACAUUCUGUAUUAGAAUCAUAGUAUUUUUAUUUCUUACAUGUAUUCAUAUAACCUGUGACUGAAAAACCGCUAAAUGAUUUCUUUAUCCAAACAUUUAUAUCUGAUGUCUUUAGUCUGAUACAGUGUGAAAAAAUUUAUUCAAGGCUAAUGUCUCCCUUUCUUUGUUGCCCUCUGAUUUCAUGCCAGUGUGACUCAGGACAUAUGAAAGUAGUGAUUCAUUUUGACUGAAGACCAGUCUUGGUCUCCAUGCCAUAUGUUCCUUCCUGGAUCUGUGGCAGGCCUCCAGGCUCAGUCCCAGCCAGGACAGGCCCAGCCGUGGCCUCCUGUGGGACAGGCUGUGCUAAUCAGUCAGAGAGUCCUUUCCUUAGUAAGAGCUCAGCCUUCCCCAGCAGUCUCAGGCAGCUGUCCUGUGGGUUGUAGGGACCUACAAGGAAACUGUGCUUAUCCAAACCUCAGCAAGCAGCAUGCUAGUUCAGAAUAGCCAUGAUCUGGUUAAAUAAUCAUGAAUCCUUUCUUUGAAAGCAGAGAUACUGCUCAAAUAAUAAUCUGCUCUUCAUCACAUCCCUCCUCCUGGCCAAUAAAGAACCUGCAUAACUCUAUUCAGUGUUCUUGAGCUACUCUUCUGGGCAGGAUCACUGUGCAGCUGAGGAUGACCCUGAAUCCCUCUCAAGUGCUGGGAUUUCAGUGGUGUAUCACCAUGUCCGGUUUGUUCUCCGCUUCUAGGGAGCAAAUUCAGCUUCAUGCAUGCCAGGCAAGCCCCCUCCCAGCUGAGCUAUGAUGGUAACCCAAUAACCCCUCUCAGGCUCCUUUAACUAACUUAAUAAUCUGCCCGAAUGACAUCUUUAGGGUACCAGGCGACCAGGCUGCAGUACUUCAGAAGAAGAGCACAGUGGUCUGUGAUUAUUCAGUGUCCUUGGACAAGGUUUUAAAAAUAAUUCUAGCUAUUAUACUCUUUUUUUUUUUUUAAUUAAAAUCUGUUAACGAAUGAACUCAGGUAAACUCAAAUGCCCUUUCAUGGGUAAAAAGUCAUUUACACUAAUUUAACGUAGCAUAUGUUUCUUAAGUCUGCCCUGUCAUUUUCUUGAUCCCUUCAAAACCAUCUACCAUAUUCUUUAUCCUCUACC
Messenger RNA from Microtus ochrogaster (prairie vole), 2885 nucleotides. RefSeq names its product adaptor related protein complex 5 subunit mu 1 (gene Ap5m1). The record is from RefSeq and is a predicted model, not a curated record. Lineage: Eukaryota; Metazoa; Chordata; Mammalia; Rodentia; Cricetidae. Gene Ontology annotation, biological process: endosomal transport. Gene Ontology annotation, cellular component: cytosol; AP-type membrane coat adaptor complex; late endosome.